AUGGAUGAUGCUUCUUCAAAUCCUCCCAUGGUCAAAUUAGAGAGUCAAUCCACAAAACCCACAGAAUAUAACAAAGCAAAAAGGGAAUUUGAGAAAAAGUUGUGGAAGCUUGUCACAAUAACUGGGGAUUAUUCAAGAGGAAAUUAUGGCAGUUCUGGAAGUAGGCAAUGGAAGUGCCUACAUUGCAAGACAAACAAGUCUAGUUCAAUCCAACGAGUUCGGUAUCAUAUGUUGGGAGUUGGUAAGAAAGAACAAAUAUUCAUUUGUAAACAUAUUCCAAAAGGACAACGAUCUGACUUGAUUAGAGAGUUUAAUUUUGUAGAGUCUUUAAAACCUACUGAGGAACAAUUAAAAGAUUCUCACCCAGGGAUGCCACCAUUUUCAUCUUCUUCUACCUCUGUUCAUGAAUCUCAAAUUGGAAGAAUGUUUGAUGCUACUGACAGAAAGAAUGUAGAUGCUGCUAUUGGGAGACUUUUCUUCGGUUGUGGAAUGCCAUUCAACAUAGCUAGGUCUCCUUUAUGGAAAGAGGCUAUGAGGAUGGUUAAUAAUGCGCCUAAAGGGUAUGUGCCUCCAAGCUAUGAAAAACUUCGCACUAUUGUUUUAGAUGAUGAGAAGAAACACAUUGAAGAAAGGCUAACAGAUGUUAGAGAUAGUUGGUCAUAUACAGGUGUUUCUAUAGUUUCAGAUGGUUGGACUGACAUUGCACGUAGACCAUUAAUUAAUAUUCUUGUUUGUUCACCUAAGGGUAUAAUGUUUAUGAAAUCGCAUGAUACUUCAGGUCAUGUGAAAGAUGCAACAUAUAUUGCAGGUCUUUUCCGUGAAGCAAUUGAGCAGGUAGGGAGAAACAAUGUUGUUCAAAUUAUCACUGAUAAUGCUGCAAACAAUGCCUUGGCAGGAGAUAGGAUCAAAAAUGAAUUUCCAAACAUUUUUUGGACCCCAUGUGUUGUUCAUUGCAUGAACUUGCUUCUUAAAGAUCUGCAUAAUAGCCUUCCUUGGAUUAGUGAGGUAGUUUCAAAUGUUAAAAAAAUACAACAUUUUAUUGUAAAUCAUUCUAUGUCACAUGCUAUAUAUAGAAAACAUGCUUCUUUGCAGCUACUUAGAUGUGCAGAAACACGAUUUGCUUCCAAUUUUAUCAUGGUUGAUAGAAUUGUGAAGGUAAAACAAGCAUUAAGGCAAAUGGUGGUGUCCACUGAAUGGGAGAGAUGGAGAGAUAGACCAAGUACCAACAGUCAAGCAUGCGAUGAAAUUUUUGAUCUCAUAAUUGGUAGUGGGUCAAUUUUAUUUUGGCAACGAGCAGGUGAUCUUCUUAUACUUUGUUGGCCUCUUAUUGAAGUUCUUCGUCUAUUUGAUAAUGAUAAACCAUGCAUGGGAGAUGUGUUUGAGAAGCUAGAUCAAAUGAGAGAGAAGCUAAAAAAUAUAUUUAUUGUUGGGGCACCAUCAUUUGAUCAAGAGACACAUGAUAUUGUUUGGAAUUGUAGUUUAGAUAGAUGGAGGAUGCUUCAUAGGCCUCUUCAUUCAGUUGGAUUUUUACUUAAUCCAAAAUGGUUUCACAAAAAACCAUGGUUGGAUGAUGAAGUUUUGACAGGAUGGAAAGCCUAUCUAGGUAGAGUUUAUCCAAAUAGAGAGGACCGCACUAAAAUCAAGGAUCAACUGUCAAAAUAUAUUGACGGAGUUGAUAAUUUUUCCCAUAAAGAUGUUCCAUUUGAUCGAUUGAAUAUGGAACCCAAAGCCUUUUGGGAGAAUUAUGGAACAAAAACACCAAAACUCAGAAAUACUACAAUUCGUGCGUUAUCUCAGGUCUCUAGUUCUUCUACAUGUGAAAGAAAUUGGAGUGAGUAUUCCUUCAUCCAUUCUGUGAAGCGUAACAGGCUAGGUAGCAAAAUGGCAGAGGAUCUUGUGUAUAUACAUUCAAAUCUUCGUCUUUUGUCUCGUGCUUCUCCUGAUUAUAAGUCAGGGCCUCAUAGGAUGUGGGACUAUGGUGGCUCGAUGGAUGAUGGAAAUGAUGAAUUGCCAAUAGAAGUACUUGAAGAUAAUGUAGAGGAGAGUUUACUUGCAGCUGGAAUGGAGAUAGGUGAAGCAAGCAGAAGCAUUCCUUGA
This is a messenger RNA of Cryptomeria japonica (Japanese cedar), 2097 nucleotides long. RefSeq lists its product as uncharacterized. The transcript is spliced from 2 exons. The coding region runs from base 1 to 2097 and encodes 698 amino acids. Lineage: Eukaryota; Viridiplantae; Streptophyta; Pinopsida; Cupressales; Cupressaceae. The record is from RefSeq and is a predicted model, not a curated record. Gene Ontology annotation, molecular function: protein dimerization activity.